This is a messenger RNA of Trichomonas vaginalis G3, 2610 nucleotides long. Its product is annotated as protein kinase protein. Gene Ontology annotation, biological process: protein phosphorylation. The coding region runs from base 1 to 2610 and encodes 869 amino acids. Lineage: Eukaryota; Parabasalia; Trichomonadida; Trichomonadidae. The transcript has a single exon. The record is from RefSeq and is a predicted model, not a curated record. Gene Ontology annotation, molecular function: ATP binding; protein kinase activity.
AUGACGACUGCGCAAGAGAUCUUAGCUGAUGUGAAACCAUAUUUAUGCAGCCUAGAAGAUUUCGAUCUUGUCAAAAAGAUUGGCGAGGGCGCUUUCGGACUUGUUUAUCUCGGAAUUCACAAAAGAACGGGCUUAAAGUGUGCUGUGAAGAAAUUAAUCACUGACGAGCUUGAAGGUAAUGAACUCGUGUACUUUUGUCGCGAAGUUAAAAUUCUUGCUUGCUGCCAUUCCUAUUUUUUAGUCCCAUUAUUAGGAUUUACUUACACAUCUCCUUAUUUAAUCAUAACAGAAUUUAUUGAAUGCGGAACACUAUUCUCAGCUUUACAUCAUAAACCAGGUUCUCCAAAUCUUACAAAUACAGAAAAAUGCGUCAUUGCGAUGUGUAUUGCACAUGGAAUGAUGAAUCUUCACAAAAUGAAAAUCAUACAUAGAGACCUUAAAUCUCUUAAUAUUCUCUUAGACAAUAGACAUCUUCCAAAAGUUAUUGAUUUCGGUAUCGCGCGUUUUAAAGAUGAUUCAACGAAUUUAGUAACACAACAAAUAGGUACAACACAAUGGAUGGCUCCUGAGCAAUUGAUGACAGCUACAUAUACAAAUAAAGUCGAUGUAUACGCAUAUGGAGUUCUUUUAUGGGAAAUUGUAUCAGAAGAUAUACCAUUUAGAGGUUUUACAGGCGUGCAGAUUGCAAUUCAAGUCGCAGAAAGAAAUUCUCGACCAAAAAUUACAGAUAAUUGUCCGAAAAAGCUGAGACAGCUUAUAGAACUCUGCUGGCAUAGAGACCCAGAGAAAAGACCAUCAUUCAAACAAAUCUUUCAUUCAUUUGCUACUCAUAAAGUCGAAUUUCCAGAAACAGAUCCAAAUUACGUUGACGAGAUAGUUCAAUUCAUUAACCAAGUUGAGAACAGCAAACAAGAAGAUUUGUACGCUCCUCUUUCAACAAGAAUGCCAAUUCCUCCUGAACAAUUAAAUCAAAUCAGAAUGCAAAGCGAAAACUCCGAACAACAACAGCAACAAAUACAGCCACAAACAGCAGCAUUACAUACACCACCUCCUCCUUACCAAGGACCUUCAAUGCAAGUAAAUAAUCAAGAAAUGCUCAGAAAUCCAUUGGCUCCACUAAUGGUGCCCGCUCCUGUGAUUAAUAAUAGCAGUAUUGUACUUCCUACGAAUAACAAUCCAACUUUAAUAGAAGAUAACGACUCAGAUUCGGAUUCUGACGAAGAAGAGGACGAUCUUGAGUACAGUAGGUCUAUAUUUGAUGGAUUAGAUAAAAUCAAUAAGAAUAAUGUCCUACAGUUCUAUGAUUCCAUAAAACAAAAUUUUGAAUUUUCUCCAUCCGCCAAAAAACGCAAAAUCUGCGUCGAAGCAAUUUGCAAACUAGCUGAACGUGAUCCAGACCUGAUGAAUCCUCUAACAGAUAUACAUAUUUUCGAAAUUUUACCUUAUGAUAAUUCGAAAUUGUUUGUUUACUUAUCCAGAAUCGUUUCGGCAAUGAUGUCCGUGAAGCCAAGUGCGAUAACACCAGAACUAUCCCAGAAAAUUGCACAAAUGGCCGACAAAAACACCGCAGAAGUUUUACAUUUGUUUUCCAAGUUCGCUUUGAUCGCCAACAAGCACAAACAGGCCUUCCAAAUUAUCAGUCCGUUCCUUGCUGUCUCUUCGAGCUAUUUAAACCGCGGAUUUACCCAAGAUUUCGUCAGAAUCCUCGUUUACCUUCUAAACAUCAACAGCGCCUUCGCCGCCGAAUACAGAACAUACACAUCCGAUCUGUUUAAGCAUCUCCUGAAGUUUGGCUCUUCAGAAGAUAUCAAAUUUGUAUUUGACUGCUUAACUCAGCUCGGAAACGUCCUUCCACCCGUACAACCCGAUAUCCUCGAAGCGCACAUGAAAUCAGAGCAUUUACACUCACUUCUCCUCUACAUUAUCAAAAAUUCAAUUAAACCGUCGGGAGAAAUGAUUUCGACACUUUUACAAUUGUCAUUGACAGACAAUUAUGCUCUAUGUGCUAUAUGUUCUAUAGCUGAGAAUCCUGCCGGUGCCGUUUUGAUUCUUAUGAACAAACAAUGGCUUGAUCCAAGUUACGACACAAUUUGUGCCCUGAAAAUUUUCUUGUCAAUUUUAGUUGUUCCAGCGAUGAGGCCAGCCAUUUCUGAGUUGGAAGGAAUACCAGAGUUAUUGACGAGAGUAAGCAAAUCUAAUGUUCCUGAACUACUUAUUUUGAUUUCUUCUGUUUUCGGAAAAAUGAGUAUUACAUCGAAUUUUGUUGAAAAACUUUCUUCUUCAACAUUUACUUCGACGUAUUUGCAGGCAACUGUUGUAACUUCUAGAGCGGAUUUGGUACACGCGGGAUUAGUUGUUGGAGCGGAAAUUGCUAAAGGAGCUUUCUGUCCUGAACUUGUAACUCUCUGCCAAGUUGUGAAUCAUUUUGUUGUGAAUCAAUGCGACGCAACAGAAAAAGCUGUUUUGACUGCGGCUGUUUUGAUGAACUACAGCGAGUGUAGACAGGCUUUCGUCAACUACGGACUGAAGAAUGGAAUUGUUAAUGCUGCGGUUAGUCCUCAAUAUGAAUCUAUUAAGAAUGAUAUUAUUGCUCAAUUAUCUGCACUUUAA